Messenger RNA from Penicillium odoratum, 1629 nucleotides. RefSeq names its product MDR family MFS transporter. The record is from RefSeq and is a predicted model, not a curated record. Gene Ontology annotation, molecular function: transmembrane transporter activity. Bases 1 to 1629 code for a protein of 542 amino acids. The transcript is spliced from 4 exons. Gene Ontology annotation, biological process: transmembrane transport. Lineage: Eukaryota; Fungi; Ascomycota; Eurotiomycetes; Eurotiales; Aspergillaceae.
AUGGCUUCAGAGAUGGAAGUCAUCGAAUUUCCUUCCCCGCCUCGGGGAAAGCUACGUAUCACUGCCAUCAUGCUAGCUCUCUCCUUAUCUAUGUUUGUUGCUGCACUCGACCAAACCAUCAUCGCAACUGCUAUUCCCACGAUCGCAGCCAAAUUUAACUCUGCUGCGGGAUACACAUGGAUCGGCGGUGCCUAUCUUCUGGCCAAUGCAGCCGGGUCCUGUAUCUGGGCUAAGCUGUCGGAUAUUUGGGGCCGCAAACUUAUUCUGCUUAUUGCAGUGGCUUGGUUCUUGAUCAGUUCGAUUAUCUGUGCUGCUGCCGUGAACAUGCAGAUGUUGAUUGCUGGUCGUGCGCUGCAGGGUAUUGCCGGUGGAGGAGUCUUGCAGCUGAAUACAAUUAUCAUUUCUGAUCUGUUUAGCGUUCGGCAUCGGAGUCUCUAUCUUGGUUUGAUGGAGGUUAUGUGGGCUUUGGCUGGUGGAGUUGGUCCGCUGCUUGGUGGUGCAUUCUCGGAAUAUGUCACUUGGAGAUGGAGUUUCUGGAUCAACCCCCCUAUUUCUGGGCUCGCAUUCAUUCUUCUGUUUUUCUAUUUGGAUGUGCAUAAUCCCAAGACCAAAAUUGCGGAUGGCUUCAAAGCGAUCGAUUGGUUCGGAAGCUUGUCGGUCCUAGGUCUCACUCUGAUGCUUCUUUUGGGCCUGGACUUCGGAGGUGAAGCAUUUGCGUGGAGCUCACCCCAAGUUAUUUGCCUGAUUGUUUUUGGAAGCCUGUGCUCCCUGAUUUUCAUUUACAGUGAGAAGCGGCUGGCAAAGUACCCUAUAAUGCCGCUGGACAUCUUCUCUCAUAUCUCGAACAUCGCAAGUUUGGCUGUGGGAUUUGCGCAUGGAUUUGUCUUCGUUGCUGGAGAGUACUACAUCCCCCUUUAUCUGCAAUCUGUGAAAGGUGCAUCCCCAUUGCGGUCCGGUAUCCUGAUUCUGCCGCUUGUCCUUGCCGAGGCAUUUUCAGGCUUGAUCACUGGCAUGGUCAUUCAUCGCACAGGAAGAUACCGAGAACUCAUCUGGAUAGGCCUUGUUCUAAUGACCAUCGGAAACGGUCUAUUUAUUCGUCUCGACGCAUUCUCGUCCCUCGGAGAAAUCAUCGGAUACCAAUUUAUCAGUGGAUGCGGUGCCGGACUUCUUUUCCAAACUCCAAUCAUUGCUCUCCAAGCUAUGGUCUCUCAAGAUGAGACGGCAACGGCAACGGCUACUCUCGGCUUCAUUCGCAAUAUGGCUACAGCUUGCUCGAUCGUCAUCGGUGGUGUCGUCUUCCAGAAUAGCAUGGGAGAGAGGAAAGCCAGUCUUUUGGCUACUGGCAUGUCGGAAAGCUUGGCGGAACAGAUGACAGGUGACUCCGCCGCGGCGAACAUUGAGUAUAUCAAGAAUAUUGAGGAUCCUGUGCAGCUGCUGGCUGUGCAAGAGGCCUUUGCGUGGAGCAUGCGGAAUAUGUGGAUCUUGUACACCUGCAUGUCGGGCUUGGGUGUUAUAUUUUCUCUCUUCAUUUUGAGGACUCGGUUAAGAGAGGAACAUGUCGAAACCGUUACCGGGUUGAACCGCGAGAAGCAACCCGUGAUUGAGAGUAUCCAGACUCAGACUGCAUAG